AAUAUUUAAACAGUAGUAGGUUUUUUGAUAUCAGUUGUGGUCAUGACAAAAGCUAAAGAAAUUUCAUCAGAAACAGGAUUAAAUUCAAAAAAAGUAGAAAAUGAGUUAAACAUGAAGCCAAAGGCGAAAGAAGGAUCUUUCUUUGAUCCAAUGUCGAUUACUUGGAUGGAGAAAUACAAUUACAAAGUUGAGAAGAUUUGGUCCACAUUUCCCAGCCUCGUUCAAACGUCAAUUGUGACAUGUGCAAUUUUUCUUCUUGGCUCUUUUUUGAGAGGUGAAUGGAUGCUGAUUCUUAUACAUUUUGUGAAACAUUUUGGAUACACCGCACAAAAUGUCAGCAACUCAAGUAACGCUUCGUCAUUUCCAAUCAAUUGGCGUGAGCUUUCCAUGGAGAGCUUUUAUCUCAAGAACUUAUUUUAUUUCUGGGUGCCGGCUAUGACAAUCUCUUGCUCAAUGUACUACGGUAUAGGUGGAUUUAUUCACUGGUACUUCUACGUUCGUCAACGUGAUAAACCUGAUGAAUGGAAGUGUCAGCCACAAAAAUUUUUGUCACCUGAAUUGGAAAGACAUGAAAUCAUGCUAGGAAGCUUCAGCUUAUUAUGUACAAGUUCAGUCUCAGCAGUAUUGGCUUGUUAUAUGUUUAACGGUGGACCCUGUUGGGUAUAUUAUGCAUUCGACGAAUACACUUGGUUUUGGUGGUUUCUUCAAUGGCCCAUUGUUUUCCUCUAUAUGGAUUAUUUGAUGUAUUGGAUACAUCGCACUUAUCAUACGCCAUGGCUUUACAAAAAUUUUCACAAGCUGCAUCAUAAGUAUAAGCAACCGACGGCAUUUUCUGUCACCGCUAUUCAUCCAGUGGAAAUUUUACACAUUCAAUUUAGCAUGUUUCUACCAUUAUUUUUUUUCCCUCUACAUUGGGUGCCAUAUUGUGUGAUAUCACUGUACAAUUAUUAUCAUGGAAUCAUUGACCAUUCCGGGGUUAACUUCAAAGCAUUUUGGUGGCAACCAUGGCAACCUGAUGCCAUUUUCCACGAUAAUCAUCAUCAAUAUUUUCAUGUUAAUUUUGGAUUUAAUUGCUUUAUUUGGGAUAAGAUUCAUGGAACUUUCAGACUGAAAGAUCGCAUUUAUACUGAGAAGACAUUUUAUGGAAUAGGAAAGAAGAUUGAAGAAGCUACAGAGAAGGAACUGCUGGCUGAUAUCGCGGAACGUGAGGCAGAAAAUCCUCUAGCCUAUAGAGAUAACAACCCAAUCUAUAGAUUAUCAAGAGAUGAUUUGAAACUGAAGAAGAUUAAGUGAUGAGAUUUGAUGAUUCGAAUUUUUAUUUUCUUUUCUUUUAUUAAAAAGAAAUUUAUUAAAUAUCAACAUUUAUUUUAGAAAAUAUAUUUAAUUAUUAUUUUUA
Molecule: messenger RNA, 1396 nt
Organism: Leptopilina boulardi
Lineage: Eukaryota; Metazoa; Arthropoda; Insecta; Hymenoptera; Figitidae
Exons: 6
Coding region: 43-1293 (416 amino acids)
Biological process (GO): sterol biosynthetic process
Molecular function (GO): C-4 methylsterol oxidase activity; iron ion binding
Source: RefSeq, a predicted model, not a curated record